Messenger RNA from Peromyscus californicus insignis, 3564 nucleotides. RefSeq names its product tripartite motif containing 75 (gene Trim75). The record is from RefSeq and is a predicted model, not a curated record. The coding region runs from base 1985 to 3388 and encodes 467 amino acids. Gene Ontology annotation, molecular function: zinc ion binding; protein binding. Lineage: Eukaryota; Metazoa; Chordata; Mammalia; Rodentia; Cricetidae. The transcript has a single exon.
GGCAUGGUGACAUAUACCCUUUUUUUCAUUUUAUUUAUUUAUUUUUUGAUGAUUUUUUUGUGUGCAUUGGUAUUUUGCUUGCAUGUAUGUCUAUGUGAAGGGUGUUGGAUCCCCCGGAACUGGAGUUACAGGUAACUGUGAGCUGCCAUGUGGGUGCUGGGAAACCGAAGCUAGGUCCUCAGGAAGAGCAGCCAAUGCUCUUAACCUCUAAGCCAUCUCUCCAGCCCAGGUGACAUGCAUUUUAAUAUCAGCACUGUAGAGGCAGAGGCCAACCUGGUCUACACUGUAAGCUUCAGGCAAGGAAGCAGGGGUUAGUGAGAACCCGUCUAAAAGAAAAACACAGAGUGAACACUGAAAAUUUGUGUAGGCUAGAUUGUUCUGUUUAAUUACAUGUAUUUGUUCAUGCACGUGUAUGUGUGCCCUGGUACACAUGUGGUGUGUUGGUCCCAGGACAAAAUGUGGGUCCCUAGGAUCAAACUCAGGUCAUCAGGCUUGCCAGCAAGCUCCUUUUCCUCCUGAGCAGUUAGUGUUUUGAGGUAGGCUGGCCCCAAAUUCAGCUAUGUAUCAGAAGAGGACCUUGAGCAGGAUGGCCUUUGUCUCCAUCUCUACCUAAGAUUAAAGGUACAUCUCAUCACACCCUGCAGGGCUUUAUUUUUAUUGAAUUUGUGUGUGUUCUAAGGUUAUCUGUCUUCUGGGUUUUUAUUUCAUAAGGUCUUCUGUGGUACAUUCACUUAUAAAGAAACAAAUGUAAAAAAUGAAAAUCAAACUUGGUAUGAUUUUUUUUUCAUUUAGAAAGAGUAGAGAAAGGUGAAAGGUUAUAGCAAGACUGUCCUCAUUUGCCUGAUUCCAAAAGUUUGGUUGGUGGCUGGGAUGUAACUGCAUUCUGGAUGUAACUCCUGCUUCCCCCAAGCUGGAUUUCAUCUCUGGCAACAUUAAAACAAAAGCCCCCACCCGAUGCUACUUGGCUGUAACCCCAGCAUUUAGGAGCUGGAAACAAAGAGCAUUGUUUCCAGUUCAAGGCCAGCCUAGGCUGUAUGUGUGUGUGGGGGGGUGUCCCAGGCCAUCCCAUCCCUUGCCACAGGAUGAGACUGUGUCAAAAGGUCCAAACUGAAUACACACCUUUCAGCCCAGCACUCAGAGGCAGAAGUGGGGACUCUCUGUGAAUUCGAGGCCAGUCUGAUCUACAGAGUGAGUUCCAGGACAGCCUGAGCUGCACAGUGAGACCUUGCUCAAGAAAACAAAACAAAACAAAUCAAAACAAUAACAACAAAACCAAACAACAAAAAAAUGGGCUAGGGAUAUAGCUCAGUUUGUAAAGUGUUUGCCUAGCCUCCUUGAGGCCCCGAGUUCGAUCCCCAUCAGGACUCCUGUGACUCCAGUUCUCUAAUUUCAGCACUUGGGAGGUGGAAGCCAGAGGAUCUCUGGUUACAGGGAGGGACAUUUAAUCAAGGCUGCCUCACGCAUUGUUUAUUGUCAGUCUAGCCCAGGCUCUGUCAGCCCUGCUGGAGGGACUGGUAAACAGAUGGGCUGUGGUGUCAAGUGGUCAGAGGGACUAGAGCUCAGUGUUCCAGGCUUGGGAAUGACAGACUGGGAUGUGUGAUGCCACUCUAAGUUUAACGGGAGUCAGGUACUGAGUGGGACCUAGGACCAUCUGAAGUAACUUCUUAUUAUUUUUUUUUUAAAGAAAUUUCUUUUUACUCAAACCAUCUGUGAGUUGCCAGAAUCCAGAAGAGUAGCUGUCCACUUGAGCUGUGGGCCCAUGCAAAGGACCUCGUUGGCAGCUGCAACUCAGAGUCUAAAAACACGAAGAACUCAAGGCUUCUACCACUGUAGGCAGCCCAGGAGACAUCAGUGGGGCCACAGCUCAUUCCAGGAGGGACUGUGAAAACGGCAGGACAAGUGAGUCCACUUGUCCCUGCAGAGUACCCCAGAGCCAACUUUCAGAAGACAGCCCACCCAGGUCCAGACCUUUCUCUCCAGCCUGAUGUCACGGGCAUUUAACGUGGCCAGACUCCAGGGAGAGAGCAAGUGCCACAUCUGUCUGGAUGCUCUGACCGAACCAGACACCACAGAAUGUGGACAUAACUUCUGUCACUCUUGUGCCUAUAACUUCUGUGGGGACCGGGAAGUCGUGCCCUGUCCCGUCUGUAGAAAUGAUUGCCAAAAGCAGAACAUCACAAGCAAUGCCCAGCUUGGGGAGAUGGUUAAAAUGGUCCAGCAGUUCCAAAACAGGGCAAGCCAGAGUGAGGAGAUCAGAACCAUCUGUGAGAGGCACAACCGGGUCUUGACCCUCUUCUGUGAAGAUGACCUGCAGCUGCUGUGUGACCGGUGCGUCGGGCCACAGAGCCACAACAGCCACCACGUAACAUCCAUUGCACGGGCUGCCUCUUAUCACAGAGAAAGGCUUUGGGGCCUAAGCAAGCUUCUUAAGAGGGAAAUGAGACGGGCUGAAGAGUUAAGACACAUUCAAGACGACGGGACCCAGGCCUUGAGGGAGCAGGCAGAAGCCCAGAGGUGUAAACUGAACUCUGAAUUUGAGCGGCUCAACCGGUAUUUAGAUCGGGAACAGCAUGCGGCUUUCUCCAGGCUAAAGGAGGAGGAGAAGGAUAUCGGGCAGAAACUGAGCAAAAAUAUAGAGGCAUUUGAAAAACGGAUUUCUACACUCAAAAGUCUCCUGAACCUUGCUGUGGCAGGCAAAACGUCCUCAGAAGUAGAUCUGCUGUCGACAGUCAAGAAUUUCUACGAGGAUUACGAGAGUGUGAGUAACCCAGACAUCUUUUCACCUCAGUUAAGAAGAGAAGGAUACAACUUUCCUCUCCAGUAUUCAGCGCUACAAAAAAUUAUACAGCAAUUUACAGUUCAAGUAACUCUAGACCCGGACACAGCCCAUCGAAACCUGCUUGUUUCUGAGGAUAAAAAAUGUGUUACAUUUUCAAAGAAAAAACAACAUGUUCCUGGUUCUUUAAAAAGGUUUAUCAAGAGCCAUGUUGUGUUGGGGUUUCCGUAUUUUAGUUCUGGGAGACAUUUCUGGGCGGUAAAGGUAGGAGAGAAGUCCGAGUGGGCUGUUGGAAUCUGCAAAGCCAAUCUUUCCAUUGGGGCAAGGCAGUCCUUGAUCCCUCCCGGGUGCUGGAGGAUUGUCUGGAAGGGUGACUGCUUUGAGGUCUCAGGAGGAGCAGACCCAAAGUGUUCUCAGCUGAAAGCCACAGGGCCCAGAGUCAUUGGCAUUUUCCUGGACUAUGAGCUGGGAGAGGUCUCCUUUUAUAGGAUGCCUGAGAAAUCUCACAUCUGUACUAUCAGGGACACUUUUACUGAGCCUGUUUGUCCUUAUUUCUAUGUAGGAAAUAAUUCAGAACCUCUUAGACUCUGCUCUGCCACAGAUGCUGAGUGAAAACUCACAGCGUAGCCUUAACUAGAACAGGUUUGCUCAUGGGCAAUACUCCCUUGCCCCCAACCCAGGUUGGCCCCAAGGUUGUUAUACAGCUGAGAAGAACUUUGAAUUUGUGCUCCUCUAAACUACUUCUUGCUAGGAUUAUAGGUGUGAGCUUCUCAGCCCUACAUUCUUCU